AUGGGUAUUCGAUAUUCCUUAAUUUCUUCUGAAGAACGUGCUCAAGCACAAUCAGAGGAGCUCAUCAGGGAAGCGCGCUUGAGGCCAUUCAAGUUAGGGGAUUUGUUCAGGAAUAAACAGAAAAAGUACAAGAAAGAGCUUCUGACAGCACGAAGUCGUUUCCAAAGCCGUUUCGAGGCCAAUGCUUGCCCGAAAGAACAACUCGAAAACUUCAGAAACCUCGGGUACGUGAGCCGAGGGGCAUUCGGAAUCGUCUUCAAAGUGAAGUAUCUCAGAGACGGAAGGGUCUUCGCGUUAAAACAACAGCCGAAACAGAGUUUUAAUGAAGCAAAUCGACCAAGAGCUUUGAAGGAGAAAAAAGUUCAAUACGCUCUGCAGAACCACUUCGUCUUGGAAUUGGUUUUCGCGUUCCAGGAUGCCGAGAACCUGUAUCUCAUCUCACCGUACGCGGAGCACGGGGAUCUUGAGAGAUUCAUGGGGGCCGGUCGACUUUCGGAGAGGGUUGUCAAACUGCUCGGAGCACAGAUGAUCUUGGGACUCGAGUAUCUGCACUCAUGCGAUGUUUGCUAUCGCGAUCUCAAGCCGAACAACGUCUUUAUUUUCGAAGACGGUUAUCUCAAACUCGGCGAUUUCGGUCUGGCCAAGAUGAUGCGCCAAGAAGACACCACGUACACGUUUACUGGGUCGCCCAGAUACAUGGCUCCAGAAAUGUUUCUUGAAGACGGAUAUCAACGAAUUGUUGACUUCUACGCUCUAGGCGUCACACUGUUCGAAUGUCUGUACGACCAGCUUCCCUUCGCGGGUCGUAAUUGGUCGGAUCCGCCCGCUGAGGGCAGAAAAGUAAUUCCAAAGUUCCCGGAGCAUGUUGACGAGGAAUCGAGCGCUUUCGACUUCUUUUGCUGGUUGUUGGCGGAUAACCCUAAUUUUAGACUCGGAGUCAGACAUGGAGUGAACGGCAUCAAAGAGCAUCCCUUCUUCGACGGGGUCGAGUUCAAGUACUUCAUUUCAAAGAGGGCGCGGCUGCGGGUACUGCUCCCUCCGAUUAAUCCGGCGUUUGUCGAGCGAGAGCAAAGUUGGCCAAGACCCAGCGGACUUGAAGAUAUAGAUCCUUUCAUACACUUCUGA
This is a messenger RNA of Galendromus occidentalis (western predatory mite), 1125 nucleotides long. Its product is annotated as cAMP-dependent protein kinase catalytic subunit gamma-like. The transcript has a single exon. NCBI's taxonomy places the organism in Eukaryota, Metazoa, Arthropoda, Arachnida, Mesostigmata, Phytoseiidae. The record is from RefSeq and is a predicted model, not a curated record. Gene Ontology annotation, molecular function: ATP binding; cAMP-dependent protein kinase activity. Gene Ontology annotation, cellular component: cAMP-dependent protein kinase complex. Bases 1 to 1125 code for a protein of 374 amino acids. Gene Ontology annotation, biological process: protein phosphorylation.